AGAACUGAUUCAUAUUACAACUUACUUCAUGAGUGCACCUGUUGUGCACCUGCACCUGCACUGCAAGGUGUUUGAAUGUACAAAUUUCAUUCAUGUACUCGUUUUAGGGCAACCCCAGUAGCCCAUAAAACUUAAAUUAUGUUAUGCCAGUGAGUCCAUCUAUACACUUUGUAAAAUCUAUCUUCACUAUUUAUAUUUUCAGCUACAGAGAGAGGUUCAAUAAUUGGCAUUAAAUACUAACGACAAUGAAGUAAUCUCACACUGAAAGAUGUCGGAUGACAACCAAAGCCAGAUGUUACUGUCUGGUAGUCAAGCCAUGGCAGUUCCAUCAGCAAGAAAAAGAAAACUUAGUUCCCUAGAAGUUGAUGGGAGUGCAAGCUCAGAGGCUGGCUCAAUCACCUGUGAUAACCGACAAGAACAGGUCUUAAGCACAGUAUCAUGGGAAGAACAGAGUUUAUACAACUUGUCCAAGGAGGAGUUAAUCACAUUAGUGAUCCUCAGGGGAAAAGAAAUAAAUAAGGUGAAAGAAGAAAACAAUCUUUUGAGAGAGUUCAACUUCCAACUUCAAAAAGGUCUUCCAAGCUUAAGUAGAGAUCUCCUAAGAACUCUGGAACUAGUAAAAGAAUCGCAACUUACCCCAAACACUGCAUGCUCUGAAGCGCAGAACUAUAGAGUUGAUUGUGGUGUAACACUAGCAAACACAUGGCCAUAUCUAUCCAGUCACGUCAGUAGCACAUACUGUCCUAGUGCCAUACCUAGUCAACAAGAUCUUCCUUCUCCCCCUGUUGAUAUGCGAAAGCACACAGACAGGUUGAGCCUUGGCUCCAGUGUGAUAUCGCCAUGUCUGCCAGCUGGAAGAACUCUGCAAGAGACGAAUCAACGAGACGACAUGGCUGUGAAUUUGGCUGUGAACCGCAGCGGUGGCGGCUGUAGCAGCUUGGCUAACAGUGACGUCUGCAUGAACGUAGCGAAUGGUUUCGGUGACCAGUUAUCGCCGGCGUCGACGAUUACAUCCAGCAUGGCGUCUGAGCAGAUGCGCCCACCAGUGACAAGCACUCGCAUCGGCUGCAGCAGCGCAAGCCGCAGCAUCAACGACAUUGCAAACUCCCUGCGCAUCCCUUUGAUGGCUGGGUCAGAGGGUUCCCCUAAACCUACACAGGAAGAUGUCAUCUCACCUACCAGCAAUGCCACGAGCAACGGCAGCACAUGUGUCUCUCCUAUUGUAGCACAAGGACAGGAUGAUAGUCCUAGAGAUAGAGAUGAAGAAGAGAUGGUGGAGCUGCAUCCUGGUGUAAGCAUACCUGCGCGUCAGCUGGAAUACUGCAAUACUGCAUGGACGUACACACGUCUGGUACGGCAGCUGAUGGUUGCACUGUUUGACCGUCAGACCCUGGCUUCGUCCUCCGUCAUGGGCCGUCGCCCCACCGUCCUGAAGGAUGCCGGAGCAAAGCCAGCGCUGGACCCCUGUAGACGCGAUGCCAUCAUUAACUACGUGCAGUCAAGAUUUUCAAAUAUUGAUCCAACACAAGUGAAACAGGCCAUGGCACAGAAAUGUCGAGAGUUACAUGACCAGUAUCGCCACACAUUGAGGGAUGCGAGUGGAGACAGGUCUGUGGAAAACCAGCUGCCAGUCUACAGUGGGGUUAGUCUACUUGCUAUGAAGAAUGAGUCGACUAGUCUUCAUGGUAGUGAUGAUGACGGAUUGGAAUUCUGAGAAUACUUACAUCCGACACGCAUAUAUACAGCAGUGAGUAGUUUAACGUGGACAAAGCUUGCUGCGGUGAUUCACUAAUAAUGUAAAUUGCUCCACUCGAUUCCACGAUGGAAGAAUGAAGCUCUCCUACAUUGACGUAAUUAAGCCACCAUGUGUUUUAGCUUUGUGGUGGUUAGACAUGUAGCUAUAUAUAUAUAUAUAUAUAUUAGUCACCAGUAGAAUGCAUACAUGUGUGCGUGUGCGUGCGUGUGUGCGUGUGUGUUCUUUAUUGGUGAAUCCUACAGCAAUUGUCAUACGAGCAAUGAUUAAAGAUGGCAUGGAAAUAUGAAAACUUACCGAUUCAAAUGGUUAUAUGAUGAUUGGUGCCAGUAUUGAUCCAUGUCAUGUGAUAUAUCAGUGCUUUAAGUAAAUGUUGUGAUAGGCAGGCAUCUCAAUAUAUUCAUAGUCUCUCUAGUUUAAUAAAAUUUUGAAAAAAACUUGUGAUAUUCACAACUUUAUUACCUUCUGAACUGCUGAAACUGCUCUUCAACAUCAAGGCAAAUUCAAUACAGGCUUCCUGCACGAACUCAUUUUCACACCAUUUCUCUGGAAAUGGUUACGUUGAGCAUUUUCAGUUCAUGCAACUCAGUGCAUUGAUUUAUAAGACCUUUUUGUGACCUAUCAGCUGUAACGCUAGACAGUGCUCUGCAGGGCAGGCAGACUCUGCAUUGUCUAAAACCACUUAGGUACAUAUUUACAGGAGCAUAUAUAUUGGGGCUUCAAAUUCUUUAAGUACUAUCUAUGUGACAGCAACAGGCAGAAAAGUUUUGCAUGUUGAAGGGUUCAAGCAGAACAACAUUCAUUAUCACACUACCUAAAAGUCUGCAUAUUUGCGUUUGAUUUGAAGAUACAGCAGCAAAAAUAGACUGUUCUUUGUUGGCUUAAAGGAACAGUAGCCUCUAGGAUUUUACUGCACACAACUGUACUUAGGCCAUC
This is a messenger RNA of Priapulus caudatus, 2689 nucleotides long. RefSeq lists its product as uncharacterized. Lineage: Eukaryota; Metazoa; Priapulida; Priapulimorpha; Priapulimorphida; Priapulidae. Gene Ontology annotation, cellular component: nucleus. Bases 269 to 1714 code for a protein of 481 amino acids. Gene Ontology annotation, biological process: negative regulation of Notch signaling pathway; positive regulation of neuron differentiation. The transcript is spliced from 6 exons. The record is from RefSeq and is a predicted model, not a curated record. Gene Ontology annotation, molecular function: transcription corepressor activity; DNA binding.